GAGUACUUUCUCUGCAGGUCACCGUCGCCGCCGUCUCUUCUGUUGUAUCCUGUUGCCGUCGCAAGUCAACUUGCCUUUUUCAGCACAUGUGACUUGCUUUUCUUUCUUCUUUAACUACCACCAUGCCGGUAUCUGAAAUCGACGACAUCUUUGCAGCAAAGACACUACCGCGCCUUCCUGCUACUUCCUCGUCGUCCUCGUCGACCACGAAGAAAAGUAAAAAGCGCCGCAGAGACCAUUCUACUGACGACCACCACGAACCACCCCCCAAGAAACGUGUUCCCGAGACGGUCAUCGAUCCUUCUUCUACUGUAUCCGCCCCUAAACGCAUAAAGCAGACCAAGGGUAGUGAUAGAUCAAAGAUUAAGCCAUUCAAAUCGGAGAAAGACGCCAAAGGCGAUGAGGAGCGCUUUAAAGAUUCCAGAGGUUCUGGACCUCGACGUAAAACUGAGGAAGGUUGGUCCGUAUAUAAAGAAGACGAGCUUGGAAUGACUAAUGAAGGAGGAGAUACCCCUUUGUGCCCUUUUGACUGUGACUGCUGCUUUUGAAUGAAAUCGAUAUACCCCAUUGACUCCAUACGCCGGUUCUUACUUCCGUCCGGCUCCUUCGAAGCCUCGCAAAGAGCAGUCAUUGCGUUGAUUUGUCGAGGUCAAAAGGUAGCCAAAAUCAAUAUCUUCUUCCAGUCCUACCUAGAGAUCAUCUUCGGAAGGCUAUAGGGAACCUAUCAUUGGU
Messenger RNA from Desarmillaria tabescens, 732 nucleotides. Its product is annotated as DUF1764-domain-containing protein. The coding region runs from base 123 to 548 and encodes 141 amino acids. The record is from RefSeq and is a predicted model, not a curated record. The transcript has 4 exons. NCBI's taxonomy places the organism in Eukaryota, Fungi, Basidiomycota, Agaricomycetes, Agaricales, Physalacriaceae.